AUGGAGUCGUUGCCAGCGCACCAGCCUCUUCUUGGGGAUGACACCGAUGAAGAACUCAGCGAUGAGCAAAUCCGCGAGCUGUUUACCGAAGCUGCCCAACGAAUGCAGGCCAAGGCUGCUUCACAGUCUUCCACCGAAGCUCCUUUCAAGCUUCCCAAGCUGAGGCCCGGUCACAUUGCCGACACAUAUGAGACAACAGAGGGCAACAUCACACGCUUAGACAAGUCCAAGCUCAUCGACAAAGAGCAGCAGGCGCUCGCUAGUCGCAUCAAGAAGAUUGACGAUCCUCUUCAAAUCCGGAAGAAAAGAAAAGAGGAGAAGAAAGCCAGUGCUGGAGCCCAAUGGUUCAAUAUGCCAAAGACUGAGCUCACCCCUGAGCUGCGCCGAGACUUGCAGCUACUCAAGAUGAGAAACGUUCUCGAUCCAAAGCGCCACUACAAAAAGGACAACUCCAAGAACGACGUGCCAGAAUACUCGCAGGUUGGGACGAUCAUUGAGGGCGCCACCGAAUUCUACAGUAGCCGCUUGACGAAUAAGGAACGCAAGCAGACUCUACUAGAAGAGAUUGUAUCUCAGGAACAAGCCAACGGACGCUUCAAGAGGAAAUACGAUGACAUCUCGAAAGCCAAGAGCAGCGGAAAGAAGAGUUUCUACAAAGCACUCAAGGCAAAGCGGAAUAAGGGCAAGUAUGAUGAUUAUGCUCGACGGCGAAAAACGACCGUGACGCGCACGCUCUGGCCCUCCGGACUGAAUGCACACCGAUCGUGA
Molecule: messenger RNA, 768 nt
Organism: Plenodomus lingam JN3
Lineage: Eukaryota; Fungi; Ascomycota; Dothideomycetes; Pleosporales; Leptosphaeriaceae
Biological process (GO): RNA processing
Cellular component (GO): nucleolus
Molecular function (GO): RNA binding
Source: RefSeq, a predicted model, not a curated record